AUGUCCACCAAGCAUGUUGGUGAUGUCGACUCACACGAAGUCUCCCAGAUAGCAGAGGAAAUCGAACGCGCCCAGAUCGACCCAUUAAGUUCCCUCGACGGACUUUCCAAGGAGGCUUUACAUGCCUACGCCGACAAUUUCGUAGAUUCGUCCGGCUUGGAUGAGGCCAGAGCCUUCUUCCAUAAGGCAGCCAUUAUCGCACAGAACCCGCAAAGCUACGAAACGCUUGUCGAUAUUAAUACUUUGGAGCGACAGGCUUUGGUCCAAGAACAGAAGAAGAAAUGGAACCAUCCUUGGUCGCUCUGGUUCACCAUUGCUACGUGCUCAGUUGGAGCCGCGGUGCAUGGAUGGGACCAGACCGGUAGUAACGGAGCAAACUUAUCAUUCCCGCAAGAGUUCGGCAUCGGAAGUAACUCAGCUCAUGACAAGUGGAUACUUGGGUUGGUAAACUCAGCACCAACCAUCGCAAUAUUCGUCAUAAGAUGUUGGCUAUCUGACCCUCUCAACAACAUUCUCGGUCGCCGGGGUACAAUCUUCGUGUCGGGUAUCUUCUCCUUCGCCUCAGUUCUCGGCUCCGGCUUCACACAGACCUGGCAACAGCUCCUCCUUUGGGUCGCCGUGGGGAUCUUCCUGGGCUUCACGGCUAACCUCGUGGUGAUGAAUGCCGGUGCCAUCACCUGGAGACUCCAGAUUGGCUCUGCGAUGAUACCGGCGGUGCCGCUCAUCUGCAUGAUUUACCUUUGCCCGGAAAGUCCACGUUGGUACAUGAAGAUGAACCGGCCGGCUGAUGCGUUUGCAUCGCUGCAGCGCUUGCGGUUCACUAAGCUACAGGCUGCUCGUGAUUUGCUACUAAUGCACGUUGCACUAGAGGCGGAAAAGAGCCUGUUUGCACACAGGGGAAGUGCAUUGAAGCGUUUCCAGGAGCUGUUCACAAUUCCCAGAGUACGACGGGCCAAUCUGGCCGCGGCCACGGUCAUGCUAGCCCAGCAAAUGUGUGGCAUCAAUAUCAUAUCAUUCUACUCGUCAUCCAUCUUCGUCGAAUCCGGAUUUUCUGAGCAGAGAGCGUUGUGGGCAUCAUGGGGCUUCGGCCUGGUCAACUUCACAUUCGCAAUUCCUGCGCUGUGGCUUAUCGACAGUUACGGCCGUCGAACCCUCCUGCUCACCACAUUUCCACACAUGGCAUGGACUCUGCUUGCAGCGGGUUUCUGCUUCCUCAUUGGCGGCGACGGCACGGCUCGGCUCGCCCUCAUCGCCCUCUUCAUCUUCUCAUUCACAGCCUUCUACAGCAUUGGCCUCGGCCCCGUUUGCUUCGUCUAUGCGGCAGAAGUUUUCCCUCUAUCCCACCGAGAACUCGGUAUGGCUUGGAGCGUCGUCAUCAACGCCGUCGGGGCUUCCAUCCUGGGGCUGACGUUUCCUUACAUGCUGUCUGCGCUGACUCCGACGGGUGCUUUCGGCUUCUACUGUGGCUUAAACAUGUUGGCUCUGUUUGUGAUCUUUGGCUUCUUGCCUGAGACCAAGCAGCUGACGCUGGAAGAGUUGGAUGUAGUGUUUGCCGUCAGAAGCUGGACGUUUAUUCGGUAUCAAUUCACCGUUGUGAUUCCGUAUUGGUACAGGCGCUGGAUUCUGUGGCAGCGGGAGGUUGUGUUAGAGCCAAUUUCUCAUAGAUCCUCGUCACAGGAUAUGUAA
Colletotrichum karsti is the source of this 1686-nucleotide messenger RNA. Its product is annotated as MFS sugar transporter. Gene Ontology annotation, molecular function: myo-inositol:proton symporter activity. Gene Ontology annotation, biological process: transmembrane transport. The transcript has 7 exons. Lineage: Eukaryota; Fungi; Ascomycota; Sordariomycetes; Glomerellales; Glomerellaceae. Gene Ontology annotation, cellular component: membrane. The record is from RefSeq and is a predicted model, not a curated record. Bases 1 to 1686 code for a protein of 561 amino acids.